CUGUGAGUGAAAGUGAAACUAACGGAGUUGAACAUAACGGAUUUUUCUCACUUAGUGAUUAAAGGAGGAAAUCAGGAGGAAACGAAUGAUGGAGGGAAGGGGACCAGACUCACCAGAACCCAGCUGUGUGUCCACGAAGAGUGAUAAAUCAAUGGACAAGCCAAUUGGGUUCAGAGACAGAGACAGAUCUACUGAUCAGAGAAUGAUGAAGAGAAAGAGAUCAGACUCACCAGAACCCAGCUGUGUGUCCAUGAAGAGUGAUAAAUCAAUAGACGAGCCGAUUGUGUUUAAACACACAGACAGAUCUACUGAUCAGAGACCGCAAAAGAAGAAAUUGAGGAUAAUUGAGGAUUCGUUGGAGAACGUAUUCAAGGAGUUGGAAGGCAAAGUCAUCACUCUGAUGAAGAAUGAGCUGAAGAGGUUUCAGAAGCUCCUGAGUCCAGAUUACCCAGCAUGCACUGAGAGGGAAGUGCAGGAUGAGGAGGAUCUGCACAGUGUCAGAGAGGGAGCGCUGAAGAUUACACUGCACGUCCUGAAGAAAAUGAAUCACACAGAUCUUGCUAACACACUGCAGAACGAGCUGUGUCCAGCGUUUGAGUGUCAACAAACAUUAAAAUCCACACUGAGAGAGAAAUGUAAAAGAAUUAAUGAAGGAAUCUCACAGCCUGGAAGUUCAGCACUUCUGAAUGAGAUCUACACAGAGCUCUACAUCACAGAGGGUUGGAGUGGAGACGUCAAUAAUGAACAUGAGGUGAGACAGAUUGAGACAGCGUCCAGGAGACCAGCAGCACAGGAGACACCCAUCAAAUGUAACGAUCUCUUUAAAGACAAGUCCAUCAGAACUGUGCUGACUAAAGGAGUUGCUGGAAUUGGAAAAACAGUCUCUGUGCAGAAGUUCAUUCUGGACUGGGCUGAAGGAAAAGCAAAUCAGGACAUUACCUUCAUGUUUCCACUUCCAUUUAGAGAGCUGAAUCUGAUGAAGCAGAAACAUCUCAGUCUGAUGGAUCUUCUUCAUCACUUUUUCCCUGAAAUUAGAAAACUAGAAUUAAAAGACUGUGACUCCUACAAAGUCCUGUUCAUCUUUGAUGGUCUGGAUGAGUGUCGACUUCCUCUAAAUUUCCAGAAGAAUGAGAGAUUGUGUGAUGUGACAGAGUCAGCCUCAGUGGAUGUGCUGCUGACAAACCUCAUCAAGGGGAAUCUGCUUCCCUCUGCUCUCCUCUGGAUAACCUCUCGACCAGGAGCAGCCAAUCAGAUCCCUUCUGAGUGUGUAGACCAGGUAACAGAGGUACGAGGGUUCAGUGAUCCUCAGAAAGUGGAGUACUUCAGGAAGAGGAUCCGUGAUCAGAGCCUGGCCAAUAAAAUCAUCUCACACAUGAAGUCUUCAAGAAGCCUCCACAUCAUGUGCCACAUCCCAGUCUUCUGCUGGAUCUCAGCCACUGUUCUAGAGAGAAUGUUGGGUGAAGCAGAGAGUGGAGAGAUCCCCAAGACUCUGACUCAAAUGUUCACACGCUUCCUGAUCUUUCAGAUCAAACACAAGGACCAAAAGUACCAUCAGAAAUGUGGCCCUGAUCCUCAGCAGACCAGAGAGAGUAUCCUGGCACUGGGAAAACUGGCUUUCCAACAGCUGGAGAAAGGAAACCUGAUCUUCUAUGAGGAAGACCUGAGAGAGUGUGGCAUUGAUGUGAGAGAAGUGUCAGUGUACUCAGGAGUGUGUACCCAAAUCUUCAGAGAGGAGUUUGGGCUUCACCUGGAGAAGGUCUUCAGCUUUGUACAUCUGACUGUUCAGGAGUUUCUGGCUGCUUUAUACACAUUUCUCUCCUUCAUCAGCAGAAAUGUAACAGAACAACCAACCACUGAUCUGUCUGAUCUUCUCACCAAGUCAGACAUGUCUGAUCUCCUCAGGAGUGCAGUGGACAAGGCCUUACAGAGUGAGAAUGGACACCUGGACCUGUUUCUCCGCUUCCUUCUGGGUCUCUCACUGGAGUCCAAUCAGACUCUCUUACGAGGCUUAAUGCCACAGACAGGAAGCAGCUCUCACAGCAAACAGGAAACAGUCAAGUACAUCAAGAAGAUGAUCAGGGAGAAUCCAUCUCCAGAGAAAUCCAUCAAUCUGUUCCACUGUCUGAAUGAACUGAAUGAUGAUUCUCUAGUGCAGGAAGUACAGACUUACCUGAACAGAGAAUAUUACUGUAGUCUCAGUGGAACCAGACUCUCUCCUGCUCAGUGGUCAGCUCUGGUGUUUGUGUUACUGAACUCAGAUCAGGAACAGGAUGAGUUUAAUUUGAGGCAAUAUGACCCAUCAGACGAAUGCCUUCUGAAGCUGCUGCCAGUGGUCAAAGUCUCCAGAAAAGCUGAUCUGUGUGGGUGUAAACUGACAGAGGAAAGCUGUAGAGAUCUGUCGUCAGUUCUCAGUUCAAACUCCUACAGACUGACAGAACUGGACCUGAGUGACAAUAACCUUCAGGAUUCAGGAGUGAAGCUGCUCUCUGCUGGACUGGAGAAUCCACACUGUGCACUGGCGAUACUGAAGCUGAGUGAGUGUAAUCUGACAGAGGAAAGCUGUAGAGAUCUGUCGUCAGUUCUCAGUUCAAACUCCUCUAGACUGAGAGAACUGGACCUGAGUUACAAUAACCUGCAGGAUUCAGGAGUGACGCUGCUCUCUGCUGGACUGGAGAAUCCACACUGUACACUGGAGAUACUGAGUCUGUGUGGGUGUAAUCUGACAGAGGAAGGCUGUAGAGUUCUGUCCUCAGUUCUCAACUCAAACUCCUCCAGACUGAGAGAACUGAACCUGAGUGACAAUAACCUGCAGGAUUCAGGAGUGAAGCUGCUCUCUGCUGGACUGGAGAAUCCACACUGUACACUGGAGAUACUACGGAUGACUGCCUGCAGGAUUACAGAUGAAGGUUAUUCUGCUCUGGCUUCAGCUCUGAAUUCAAACUGCUUAUCACACCUGAGAGUGCUGAGUCUGUUAGGUAAUAAAACAGGAGAAUCAGGAGUGAAGCUGCUCAAUGAUCUAAAGGAGGAUCCACACUGUAAACUGGGGACACUAUGCUUUUAGUCAUAAUACCUCACCAGGACUGACAUGCGAUGUGUUUCUGCUCAGCAAGGCAUCAUGCAGUUUGUUGUAGCAUGACACUAAAACAUUUCAUUCUCUAUUAAAGUGGUGAUGUUUAAUGCUGAUUUAAUCCUUUUUCCUCGAGAAUAAUUAAAAAAAUCUUUGUACAUUGUUAAUCUGUUUUGUAAUGGCAAUUAUGUUAACGACUCUGUUGCCUAAUUUGUUGUCAUUGUGAUUAAUGACUUCAACUCUGUCUACUGAUAGUUGGGUCCAGACCAGCAGGUUUCUUAACCCAAUUUUUCCAAAAACAUGAUAUUUUGUUGUAGAAAAGAGCAGAACUGACACCUUAUUGAUUCUAUAUUAAAAUGUGUUAUUGGGUCUUUACUGUCCAAAUCUCAGCUCACUGUCCAAAUCUCAGCUAUACUGUCCAUAUCUCAGCUUUAAUGUCCAAAUCUCAGCUUUAAUGUUCAUAUCUCAGCUUUAAUGUCCAAAUCUCAGCUUUAAUGUCCAUAUCUCAGCUUUAAUGUCCAAAUCUCAGCUUUAAUGUACAAAAAUGUCCAAAUCUCAGCUAUACUGUCCAUAACUCAGCUUUAAUGUCCAUAUCUCAGCUAUAAUGUCCAUAUCUCAGGUUUAAUGUUCAUAUUUCAGCUUUAAUGUACAAAAAUGUCCAAAUCAAAGCUAUACUGUCCAUAACUCAGCGUUAAUGUCCAAAUCUCAGCUUUAAUGUCCAUAUCUCAGCUUUAAUGUCCAAAUCUCAGCUUUAAUGUACAAAAAUGUCCAAAUCUCAGAUAUACUGUCCAAAUCUCAGCUUUAAUGUCCAUAUCUCAGGUUUAAUGUUCAUAUUUCAGCUUUAAUGUCCAAAUCUCAGCUUUACUGCGCAUAUUUCAGCUUUAAUGUUUAUAUCUCAGAUUUAAUGUCCAAAUCUCAGCUUUAAUGUUCAAAUCUCAGCUUUAAUGUUCAAAUCUCAGCUUUAAUGUUCAUAUCUCAGCUUGUACUAAUUUGUCAUGACACAGCGUCUCAGAAGAAAUGUGGGGUUUUUUUUGCAUAUCUUUCCUGUUAAUAAUCAUUAUGAUGAUGUUAAGAUAUGUUCUUCUCUGGUGAUCGGUUCACAAUUAUUCUGUAAGUCCACGCCGGCUAAUUACACUAAACAUGCAUAUGAGUGUACGUAAGCUCACUGGAUAAAAUAGUUUGAAAGAGAUCAACUAUAAAGUAACAGUAUUAAAUGUAUUUUCAUAUAACUUUUAUAACUGCAUCUAGUUUGAACUAUUGAACAUAUUUUGAUUGAGGAAUGUCUUGUAUAUGCACUUUAUAUCUAAUUGUGAUUUAAUAUAAUUUUGUAAACAUGUUUUCAUAUAUUCAUCUACAGUGUGUGUACAAAAUAAACACUAACUGUGGCUAAACCACAGCAGUUCAUGUGUUACGUCUCAGUAACAAAAUCAAAGUCAGAGUGUGUUCUGUGUCCUUAUUUAAUAAUGGGUUUUAGUAUUCUUGUGUGUGUGUGUGUGUGUGUGUGUGUGUGUGUGUGUGUGUGUGUGUGUACGUACUCCAGAAAGCCAGUAUACAGUAUGUUGUACUAAUGUACCCACAAAGUCAGUGUGUGAUCUGUAGGUUGCCAUGUGUGUGUAUGUGUAGGUAUUGUGUAUACAUACAGUACCCUCCACUAAUAUUGGCACCCUUGAUAAAUAUGGGCAAGAAGAUAAAGAAGGCUGUGAAAAUUGUCUUUAGAGUAACCCACAGUUACACUGACGACACACUGCUUCAGCUGUUCUCUGCCAAAUCUGUUUGAAUGUCUUCAUGACAUUAAAUGCUGGAUGGACUUGUUUUUUUUUUGUUUUGUUUUGUUUUUUUUACAGCUAAAUAGUGUAAAACUGAAAUAAUAAUUUUUGGCCCACCAGUUUCAACUACUGCUAUUUUCCCAUGUUGUGUUUUGAUAAGCAGAUCAGUGCUGCUAACAAAAGCAGCUUUUCCAGCUGAGAUCAAUUGCUAAAAUUAAGACAAUGCUCUCUAAGAAGGACCUUAGGACCUCAUGCUUGUAUAACAUCAGGGUUAGACUACUGCAAUUCCCUCUAUUUUGGAUUGCCUAAAACUGCUCUAGAUUGCUUGCAAAUGGUACAAAAUGUGGCAGCUAGAUUAUUGACUGGCACCAGCAAAUGUGAGCAUAUAACUACUGUCCUUGCCUCUUUACACUGGUUGCCACUCAAUUUCCACAUUGAUUUUUAAAUUUUGUAUUCGUUUUUAAAGCUUUACAUGGACUUGCUCCCCAGUACAUAUGUGAUCUCCUUACUCCAUAUACUGCCGCAAGAUCUCUUUGAUCAUCCAGUCAACUCCUCCUUUCAGUCCCUUGUUCACAUUUUUGUUCAAGUUCAUUUAAUUUAAAAAGCAUGUUUAAAAACAGCCCGAGACUGACCAAAGUGCUGCAGAGAAGACACAAGAAACAAUGCUAGAAUACAAGGAAAUAAAUAAAUAAAUAAGUUAAAAGGCAAAGAAAAAAGAUAUGUAUUAAGAAGGGAUUUAAAGAUUUAUAGGGGGGGCACCACUCUAAUUUCUAAUGGUAAACAAUUCCAUAAUCUGGGCCCGGCCACAGAGAAAGCUUGUUCCCCUCUGCGUUUUUAAUCUGGUGCGAGGGACAGUGAGAAGGUUUUAACCAAUAGAUAAUAAAUAUAAUAAAAUAAAAUUGCUGUUCAUAAAGUACUGCAGCUGUCCUAUCACAAUCUUCUCCAAUACCUUAGAGAUGAAGGCUAACACUGAAAUAGGACAGAAUUUUUUAAAAACAGAGGUUUCACGUGAAGGCUUCUUGAGUAAGGGGUGACAAUGGCCACUUUUAAGCAGAGAAUUCACAACAUUAAAAUCCAUAAAUAAAGUUAUGUGUAAUAAAGGGGAAUGACUUUAUUGACAAUACUUAUUUCCCCCACUGUAUAUACCUUCUCCUAGGAGACUAGUUACAGACUGAAGAGAGAGAGUUUUAAAGCGACAGUACCAAAUUAACUACAGCUGUAGCAGAAUUUCCAUUUAAUGCAUCGAUACCACUGUAACCCAUAUAAAACACAUGAACAACAAUAUAUAAUGAUUUAGGUGAAAUAAAACUGCCUAUUUGGUGAUAGGAUUGAAAUUAUUUAAUAUUUUUUUUAAAAAAGGUAACUUUAGAUGUUUGAGCUUUUGAGCUGGAAACAAGACAAAAGUGAAUUAGAAAAAAAAAUGUUGGAGUCUAUCAGUUUGCUGAAAAUUAGCUGGAUGCAGGAUUGUACAGAGCUAAUGUACUCAAUUCAAUCAUCACAAUAAUGCGAUUGCAGCCGCAUGCAGAUGGCCAUUAACUUUAUUUAACUCUACUUAACUCUUUCAGUGGCCUAUCUGACCUGGACCAGAUUAGCCAUGCACAUGCUAAUAACAGUUUCAUAAAGCUAAUUAUACCUUAAAUUAUCUACUUCUGGUUUGGUACUUACAUCACUAAUACAUAUUUUUCUCUAUUAGCUAAAUCCAGAGUUCAACAUCAUGUAUUAGCAGUAGCUAAACUAUUAGCAUGGAACAGAAUCAGUAAAACACAUUAUACAUCAGUGUAAUAGCUCUUUCAAACUUUUUUUUUAUUACUUCUAUACACUGUAUGUCUCAUUCCACACUUACACAACACUGUGAUUCAGUCUUAAUUAUAGCAACAAUGAUAAAUUAUUACAAAUUAUUAUUUUCAGACUCAAUAAAUAAACACAUCAAACACUUCACUACCUGUUAGACACAAUAUAUAUAU
Messenger RNA from Ictalurus furcatus (blue catfish), 6797 nucleotides. Its product is annotated as NACHT, LRR and PYD domains-containing protein 3-like. The transcript has 11 exons. Bases 86 to 3061 code for a protein of 991 amino acids. Gene Ontology annotation, molecular function: protein binding. The record is from RefSeq and is a predicted model, not a curated record. NCBI's taxonomy places the organism in Eukaryota, Metazoa, Chordata, Actinopteri, Siluriformes, Ictaluridae.